Molecule: messenger RNA, 1757 nt
Organism: Jaminaea rosea
Lineage: Eukaryota; Fungi; Basidiomycota; Exobasidiomycetes; Microstromatales
Exons: 2
Coding region: 216-1757 (513 amino acids)
Biological process (GO): positive regulation of transcription by RNA polymerase II
Molecular function (GO): DNA-binding transcription factor activity, RNA polymerase II-specific
Source: RefSeq, a predicted model, not a curated record
CUAUCCCCACCGUCUUCAACGGCGGCCCUCCUCUUACAGUCGUAUUGGGUGGGGUGCCUGCCACGUCGACUUCCUCACGUCCACAUCAUAUCGUCUCGAAGAAAAAACCUCACUGUCCUUUCGUCGCUCGUCCUCUAGUCUCCGUCACGUCCACUACCACGCCCCCUAUUGUCACGACUCGCCUUGCCACCCAUCAACUCCACCGAAACGCCAGCAUGUCUGCAUUCAGUCGCGCAGGUUCAUCAGCGCCAUCAGACAUGCUCUCUCCAUCAGCUUCGUCGCCCUCUUCAUCAUCCUCGACGCCAAACAAGAAGCCCAUGGAUCCAGCGCGGCAGGCCCGCCUCGCAGCACGCCAAGUGCGCAACCGCCAAUCCGCCCAGAACUCUCGCAAUCGCAAGAAGGCAGAGCGAGAACAGCUCGAGACCGAAGUCGUCGAGCUGCGUCAACGCAAUCUUGAGCUCGAGGGUAGGGUCAGCGACAUGGGCAAGGAGCUCAGCGCUCUCAUGGACGUCGUCAAGAUCCUCAUGAAGUCGCAGCCAACGACCGACGCCGACCAGCCGUCAACUUCACAAGCAGCAUCAGUACCAGCAGCCAGCGUCGAAGCGCUCGCCGACCCUUUGAGCCCUCAAGCUUUCGUCCAACAUCUGGCUCGGUCGCCCUUCCUCUCUGACCUCUCAUCUAUUGCCUCCCACUCCUCCGCCCCAUCCCUCCCGACGACCCUCCUCUCGUCCUCUCCUUCCUCCUUCUCUUCUUCCUCCUCCGCCGACAUCCGUCGCUCCUCCCUCUCUCAUCCUCCCGUCUCUCACCGAGUCUCCCUCGCACAAAAGCCAAGACGUUCGCCAUCCAACAGCGAUGGCGACUUCCCUACAGCGGACGUCGCAGGCUUGCGAGGUGGACGAGGUGGGCGUAAGAGGAGAAGAGUUGAGGCAGAGACCUGUCAUCAAGGCAGCAGCAUCAUUGAGCAGCUUUCAGCGUACGAGGGAGCAGCAGCAGCAGCGGGCGGGACUGGGAGUGGAGCAGGGGCGCAGGGAGAAGAGGCAGAGGUGUCGGUCGUUGGGGAGGAUGCAGUCGCGCGAGUCGUCGGGCAGGUUGGUGGGUGUGAGGGGUCAGCCGCAGAUGAAGUGGCUGAGAGGCAGGGAGGCAAACAGGGCUGCACGAUCCAAGGCGACAGCAAUGGCAGCAGCUACGGCGCAGACGACAUGGGCGAAGCCAAUCACAGCCUUGCCGGUCAGCUACUCGCAGUCAUCUUUGGCGAGCGCAACCUCGAGGCGGCUCAGAGUCAGGGUCGUCUUUCGGCCCCGGCCCAGGCGAUGCUGACGGGGAAAAAUGACGAAAUCAAGGCAGAGGAGCAAGGUCAGGGCGGUGUACAGGCAGUCUUCGACUUUGGAUUGAGGCAGACACAGCAGGACGUGGCUCUGACACCUCCAAGCGUCGAGGAGCAAGACGAGAUCAUGGCCAGCAUCUUUAACAUGGCAGAUGCGACGGCGGCGGGCAGCAACAGCGAGGCUAGCACCGCGGCAGAGUACCAUCAGAGUGACGAUCUGAGCGUCACGAGCGCCAGUCCUUCGACGACGGCAUGGGACUACGAGGCUCUCGGCCUGGACCUCGGCCUGGACCUGAGCGUCGACAUUGACGUGCCUCACAACAAGUUGCUCACCAGCGACAAGCCGCAGGAAGGACCGGACGAUAGCCUACCUGGUCUUGACAACUUCUUCCUGUCCAACUUCAUCAAGAGCGAGCCUGUCUCGUCGUCGUAG